Cydia amplana is the source of this 883-nucleotide messenger RNA. RefSeq names its product brachyurin-like. Lineage: Eukaryota; Metazoa; Arthropoda; Insecta; Lepidoptera; Tortricidae. Bases 29 to 883 code for a protein of 284 amino acids. Gene Ontology annotation, biological process: proteolysis. The record is from RefSeq and is a predicted model, not a curated record. The transcript has 5 exons. Gene Ontology annotation, molecular function: serine-type endopeptidase activity.
UUUUGUGGAAGACGAAUAUUUGGUCAUCAUGAAACUGCUGGUUGCUUUGGCUUUGGUGGGUCUGGCGGGGUCGGCGCUGGCCGAGGAGUUCGUGGCUCCCAUCGAGCUGGACUACCACAACAAGAUCGGUAUCCCCGAGGCUGCCCGCAUCAAGGCUGCUGAAGAGGCCCUGGACUUCGAUGGCGGCAGGAUCGUGGGAGGCGCUGCUGCCUGGCUUGGAGCGUACCCUUACAUGGGCGGUCUAGUCAUCACCCUGACUACCGGCGCUACCUCCGUCUGCGGGUCCUCUCUCCUCUCCAAUACCCGCGCCGUCACCGCCGCCCACUGCUGGCAGUCCACCGGUGGCUCGGCCCGCUCCUUCACCGUGGUCCUCGGCUCCACCACCCUCUUCUACGGCGGCACCAGAGUCACCACCAGCGAUGUCACCGUGCACGGCAGCUAUAAUAUGUGGACCCUCGUUAACGAUGUUGCCAUCAUCCGUUUGGGCUGGGUUAACUACAAUAACAACAUCCGCAACAUUGGUCUCGCGACCGGAACUAACCAGUUCGUCGGCACCUGGGCCUGGGCUGCUGGCUUCGGCAGGACCAGCGACAACGCCAACAUCGGCAACAACCAGUUCCUGUCCCACGUGCAGGUGCAGGUCAUCACCAACGCCGUGUGCCAGUCUACCUACGGCGCCGCUACUGUCCAGGCCUCCACCAUCUGUGUGGCCACCACCGGCGGCCGCGGUACCUGCGGCGGUGACUCCGGUGGUCCUCUGGUCGCCAACAACCAGCUGAUCGGUAUCACCUCCUUCGGUCAUCGCGACGGUUGCCAGCGCGGCUUCCCCGCUGGCUUCGCCCGCGUCACCGUCUUCGCCCCCUGGAUCCAGUCUCAUCUAUAA